AUGCUGCUGUGUCACUUUCACUUGGAAAAUAGGUCUUCUCCAUUCUACGUGACAAUGGCGAGCGUUACCAGUUACCGCUCAACAAGCGGCAAAAUAUCAGACGAGCAGCAGAAAUCUCUCAAAAUUACACGAAUUCAAUCCCCAAACACCAAACCCGGCACCCUGAGUUUCUCAGAUCCUUUCGGGCCUCCUCAGUCUUCGGACGGAGGGGGCCCAUCCACCCCCCAACCCGCCAUGACCACCCAAGAGUUAGAUCACCACCAUCAUUUAGGGGGUUCUCAAACCCCUCAUGAUAUAUCUAACUCGACAAACUCUACUCCGACUAAUGUAUCAUCAAAAUCGGCCUUCAUAGAGCUUCAGCAACAUGGCUAUGGUCCUUUCAAAGGUGGAUACCAGCAUCCCCAUCACUUUGGAAGUCCAGGUGGUCAGCAGAAUCCUCAUGAAGCGUCAGGGUUUCCAAGUCCUAGGUCCUUAGGGUAUCCAUUUCCACCCAUGCAUCAAAAUACGUAUGGUUAUCACUUAGGUUCCUAUGCCCCACAAUGCGCAAGUCCGCCAAAAGAUGAAAAAUGUGGUCUGUCAGAUGACCCAGGUCUACGAGUGAAUGGGAAAGGCAAGAAAAUGAGGAAGCCUCGCACAAUUUACUCCAGUCUUCAACUACAGCAGUUGAACAGAAGAUUUCAAAGGACUCAGUAUCUAGCCCUCCCCGAGAGGGCAGAAUUAGCGGCAAGCCUCGGACUAACCCAAACUCAGUUUCAUGAGAAG
Brenthis ino (lesser marbled fritillary) is the source of this 762-nucleotide messenger RNA. NCBI's taxonomy places the organism in Eukaryota, Metazoa, Arthropoda, Insecta, Lepidoptera, Nymphalidae. The record is from the annotation of a GenBank genome assembly.